Molecule: messenger RNA, 1085 nt
Organism: Eublepharis macularius
Lineage: Eukaryota; Metazoa; Chordata; Lepidosauria; Squamata; Eublepharidae
Gene: DNASE1L3
Product: deoxyribonuclease 1 like 3
Exons: 8
Coding region: 54-938 (294 amino acids)
Biological process (GO): apoptotic DNA fragmentation; programmed cell death involved in cell development
Cellular component (GO): nucleus
Molecular function (GO): DNA nuclease activity
Source: RefSeq, a predicted model, not a curated record
GUGUGAGAGCUGACUGUGAGACAUAUACCUGACAGCUUUUCUUUUGGUUCAAGAUGUUGCAUAUUUGUCUAUUUCUGCUCUUUUUGUCCAAUGCAGUUCUUGGCCUCCAAAUUUGCUCUUUCAAUGUGAGGUCAUUUGGAGAAUCCAAGAGAACACAACCAGGAGUCCUGGACGUCGUAGUAAAGGUUAUUUCUCGCUGCGAUAUCAUGCUACUGAUGGAAAUAAAGGAUAACAGCAACAGAAUAUGCCCCUUUUUGUUAGAGAAGCUGAAUAGUCAGACACAAGAUGAGUACAGUUAUGUGGUCAGCAACAGACUGGGAAGAAAGUCCUAUAAAGAGCAAUAUGCUUUUUUCUACAGAUUGAAAAUGGUAACAGUCAAGAGAACUUAUCAGUAUCCUGAUCUGCAGCCUGGUGAUGAAGAUGCCCUUUCCAGGGAGCCUUUUGUCGUCUGGUUCUACUCUUCAAAAGCUGUGGCCAAGGAAUUUGUGAUUAUCCCUCUCCAUACAACACCUGAAAGGGCUGUGCGGGAAAUUGAUGAACUCUAUGAUGUGUAUCUAGACGUAAAACGACUUUGGAAGUCUGAGAACUUCAUCUUCAUGGGAGACUUUAAUGCUGGCUGUGGCUACGUAGCUAGGAAGCACUGGAAGAAUAUCAGGCUAAGAAAUCACACUGAAUUUGUUUGGCUUAUUGAUGACAAAAGUGACACCACUGUGAGAGUGAGCACCCAUUGCCCAUAUGACAGGAUUGUGCUUUGUGGAGAUAAGCUCGUAAGUGCCACUGUGCCAAACUCAGCAAACAUUUUUGACUUCCAGGCAUCCUUUUCAAUGACUGAAGAGCAGGCUUUAGCCGUGAGUGAUCACUUUCCCAUAGAAUUCCAGCUGAAAGCCGCCAGACAUUCCUCAAGAUCAGGAAAAAAGAAUCGUGGAGUCCUUUCGUGACAGGUCCAAUGAAUGACUGUCAUGUGGCAAACCCAUUUUAUAGCAUGUACAAUUACAAGAAAGGAAUGGAAGCCAUGUUUGACAUUUCCUUGAAGGAAGUCCUCUCUUGUGUUAAACAUUGCACCAAAAAUAAAUACGGUGAAAUAU